GGAUCGACCCCCGGUCACGGUGAAGCUGCAUGCGCUCAGGGCGACAGCGUAGCGUCGCACCGUACAUGUGCAUGUGGUGUGGAAGGGAAGGAGAGAAGAAAGAGAAGGAUCGCCUGGCCUGGUGAAUUGGUGAUCACCGUGGGCGUGGACAGGCACGUCGUAGGUACGUAGGUGGUGCAUGCAUGAGCAAGAAGAAGAGAGAAGGAGGCGGAGGAGGAAAAGGCGGUGGGGGAGGAGGCGGCGGCGGGCCGACGGCGGUAACGGAUGUGCUUUCCAUGGACGGCGGCCUCCGCGAGGUGUCGGUCUCAGUCGUCUUCUCCGUGUGGUGUCUCCUUUUCCUGCUGCGCUCCCAGUUCCUCAACAGCCAGACCGACGAUCCUUCGGAUUUGUACGGCGAGCGCAAGCGCGACGACAACUACUGCAAGGUGAUGCCACUGGAGGCAUACAUAUUCCCCGCCGAUAACGCAUCCUCCCCGACGUGCCAAUCCUCCUCAUCGCCGCACCGGCACCGCCCGGAAGCGGAAGCGGAAGCGGAAGCGGAAGCGGUGGCACCGUCCAACGCAAGCAGCGGCAACCCGCCGACCGAGGCGGCCUUGGUGGAGCUGGACGAGUUCCGUAGCCGCAUCCUGCAGGGCAAGGCCGACAACGACAGCAGCCGGCACCACCAGCGCGUGGCCGACGGCGCCACGCCCACGCACCGGCUGGAGCCCAGCGGCGCCGAGUACAACUACGCGGCGGCGUCCAAGGGAGCCAAGGCGCUGGCCCACAACAAGGAGGCCAAGGGCGCCGCAAACAUCCUCGACGGCGACAAGGACCGCUACCUCCGCAACCCGUGCUCCGCGGACGACAAGUUCGUCGUGGUACAGCUCUCCGAGGAGACGCUGGUCCACACCGUGGCGCUGGCCAACCUGGAGCACUACUCCUCCAACUUCAAAGACGUGGAGCUGUACGGCAGCCUGAGCUACCCGGGGGAGGCGUGGGAGCUGCUGGGGCGGUUCACGGCGGAGAACGGCAAGCACGCUCAGCGGUUCGUGCUGGCGGAGCCACGGUGGACGCGCUACCUCCGGCUGCGUCUCGUCAGCCACUACGGCUCCGGGUUCUACUGCAUCCUCAGCUACCUCGAGGUGUACGGCAUCGACGCCGUGGAGCGGAUGCUCCAGGACUUCAUCGCCAGCCACAGCCCGGACGCGGACGCCGCAAAGGCCGCCGCCGACGCCCGUAAGGACAGCGGCCACAACGACACCCAGCUCCACGCCAAGCACAAGCAGGUGGAAGGCAGCGGGCGGAACGACAGCGCGGGCGACGUGGCCAAGAACAACGGCUCCAAGGUGCCAGCGCAGGGCAAGGAGGCGGUGAAGCAGGCCACGGGGCGGGUCCACGGCGACGUGGUGCUCAAGAUCCUGAUGCAGAAGCUGAGGUCCCUGGAGCUGGGGCUGUCCACGCUGGAGGAGUACACCAAGGUGCUCAACCAGAGGUACGGCGGCAAGCUGCCGGACCUGCAUAACGGGCUCACGCAGACGGGCAAGGCGCUGGAGAAGAUGAAGGCGGACGUGGAGGACCUGGUGGAGUGGAAGGACAAGGUGGCGAGGGAUCUGGGAGAGCUCAGGGGCUGGAAAUCAAGCGUGUCGGGAAAACUAGAGCAUCUUGUGAGAGAGAACGCGGCGAUGAGGUGGGACGUGGAGGAGAUGAGGAGCAUCCAGCAGACGCUUCAGAACAAGGAGCUGGCGGUGCUUUCCAUCAGCCUCUUCUUGGCGUGCCUCGCGCUCUUCAAGCUCGCGUGCGACCGCUUGCUGUUGCUCUUCGCCAGCAAGGAGGAGGAGGACAGAGCAGGAAGCGGGUGGUUGCUCGUGCUCACGGCCAGCAGCAUCACCACUCUCAUCGUGCUGCUCUACAGCUGAACUCAACACUCUUCAUUUGUUAGGAUUAGAAUAAUAAUAAUCACUUUGCGAGCUAGACCAGACCUCGCUACCUUCUUUCAGGUCAUGUUAUGCCUUAGUAACUCAGUAGGUGAUCUAAUUCUCCCCUGGUUUAGCACGCACAUCUAGUCUUGUUUUGCAAUAGAAAUAAAGUACACCCAUGGGUGAUGGUGAAGAAAAAUGGGUAUACUGUGCAAUAUGUUAAACUAAAUAGACUUGGAUUUCAUGGGUUUCUUAAUGACUAGUCGUUCGCUAUGGUAACGAGGAACCAAAGAAAAGGUUAUCCAAUACGAUACCCACGUUUACUUUCAUCUGCAACGAGAAAUGGGUUCAUUUCAUAGCAGGCAACACAAGAGUGGUGCAGCAUGUGUCAGUGGAAAGGGUUACAGACCACACACAAAAAUGGACAAUUGAGCGAGCAAAUUAUUGAGGCACUGUUGCAAUUGUGUGCUCGUCUUGCUGGCAUUCAGCACUACAAACUUUUCAGAAACAAAA
Molecule: messenger RNA, 2411 nt
Organism: Hordeum vulgare subsp. vulgare (domesticated barley)
Lineage: Eukaryota; Viridiplantae; Streptophyta; Magnoliopsida; Poales; Poaceae
Product: SUN domain-containing protein 5-like
Exons: 4
Coding region: 183-1898 (571 amino acids)
Biological process (GO): protein folding in endoplasmic reticulum
Cellular component (GO): membrane; cytoplasm
Source: RefSeq, a predicted model, not a curated record